This is a messenger RNA of Dufourea novaeangliae, 1120 nucleotides long. RefSeq lists its product as uncharacterized. NCBI's taxonomy places the organism in Eukaryota, Metazoa, Arthropoda, Insecta, Hymenoptera, Halictidae. Bases 653 to 1120 code for a protein of 155 amino acids. The record is from RefSeq and is a predicted model, not a curated record. The transcript has a single exon.
CGAGCAUGAAUACGGAUAAAAAGCUCUUAAACGUCAAAUUCCAACAAGGUCCGAACAAACAUUUCGAGUGAUCCUCCUUCGAAUAGAAAGCACAAAUUCUAACCAAAAAAAGAAACCAACAGGGCUGGAAAAGAGGACAGAAACCACACAUUCCCUAAGGACCUAUUCCCCCUCUACCGAUCUUUCGUGAACCACACGCGACUACUGUUAGUGUCUCAAAGAAGAAAAAUAAUUAUCCAAAGCGAAGCAAAGAGUGAUCUGGUCGGGGGUAUAUUCCAGGCGUCGUCGAACGGGGGAGGAAGCAGAAAUGCCGGAGGGACAUUUUGAAAAUCUUUGCAUCGACGCAUGCGCGGGAAUACACUCGACGUCUGAUGGAGCGCGAUGAAGCUGCCCCUCGGUGGAUGAAGAGAAGGGUCGAAACCCGGAGAAGAGAAACUGUGCUCUGGCUGUGUGUGUGUCUCUCUGAUGGUGCGCCGACGUCGGUCGUGCCAGGACACACCGGGUGUCGCGACGUGUGAAUCGACGAUCGUGUUUCGUUGAUUAUCAUUAAAAAAAAAAAAGAAAUCUGAAAAAAACUAUCGUCGUUGUGAAAAGUCGAUUUUACCCAAGUGGUGGUAGUGGUGUUCGCCAAACUGCAACGACAAACGGAAGCAUGCCGGGCGAGAACAGGGAGAAACAGCCGCCGAGCCAGACCACUUCCGGUGGCAGGCGUGACGCCGCCACCGCUGCGUCACCGUCGAAGACGAACGAGCUAGAGAGGACACCUCCUCGUGGCGGCUCGAUGAUUCCUCUUCCGCGGACGACACCACAGAAUCCGAAGACCGUUAAAACUGAGAAGAAUCGUCUUCGGUUGAUCAUGGAGAACAAGGGGCUGACGGACACCCUCGAGAAGGAGCGAAGAAUCGACACGACAACGACAGUGGACAGGGACGAGGAAGGAUAUCGCGUGUCCUGCGGUGAAUCGACCAACACGAUGAGACACUGCGACGUGUCCUGCAACCCGUAUCGGUGCCCUUCGAGAAAGGUGAUUCUUUCUGUCUUUCUCUAUUGUUCGGUGGCGGCUGGAUUCCUCUUGUUUUCUCCAAAGCCGGCCGUCACAGUGCUGAUCGAUCAUCGAUGA